UCAUCCUUGUGAAAUCAUGACAGAACAAACUGGCCAUCUUCCGGACCCAGCUGAUCCAGAGGGACUUCGUUUUGCCGUCAGCCAGCAAGGCAUCGCCCUGGGCCGCCAAGCCGACGCUCUGUCGCAAGUAUCCUCUGCCCAACAGGAACUUUUUCGGCGCCUGGAUGGUCUAACGCAAACUUUGAUGAAUUUAACUGUCCAGGGGGCUACCCCCGCACCAUCACCUCCCGCUUCCAGCAUCGCCGCAGUUUCCGCUUCCGGUCCGUCACCUGAAAACUACCGACUGCAGCCGGAACCAUUCUUCGGCGACGUCGAAGCUUGUGGAGGGUUCCUGCUGCAAUGUAGUCUCCUGUUCCAGCAAGCCCCGAGGUAUUAUGACUCCGACCUCAGCAAGAUUACCCUGAUCAUAAACUCACUCCGCAAUAAAGCGCUGCAGUGGGCUCAGGCUUUCCUGGCCGCCAAUCCUGUCACCCACCUAUCGUACGAGCACUUCAUUAGUGAAUUCAGGCUGGUUUUUGACCAACCCCGUAAGCGGGAGGAAGCCUCACGAAAGCUUCUGGCUCUUAAGCAGCGAAGUCGCUCAGUGAGCGACCACGUCAUAGACUUCAGAAUCCUGGCGGUGGAAGCCGGCUGGACGGAUCCAGCAUUGAGAGGGGUCUUCUAUCAGUCUUUAAAUGAAGUCAUUAAGGACCACCUGUGUUCGCAACCAGAAACCCACUCUUUUGAGGAGCUCGUCACGGCGGCUCUCCGUUCGGACACCCGCUUACGUGAACGACAGCAUGAAAGACCUCAGCCUCCACGCAGAAGUCCUGCUAAUCCACCACAAGGUACGGCGGCACACAUUUCUCCUAUAACCCAGUCUGAAACCUCUCGCAGUCAGACCGACGAGCCCAUGCAGAUUGGACACUCCAAGCUUUCCGCAGAGGAGAGGCAGCGACGCCGGAUCGAAGGGGCAUGCUUUUACUGCGGAAAACCAGGACACCAGGUACACCAAUGUAGCCUGCGUUUUAAACUCCAAAACCCCCCGCUAGAGGACAGGCCGCGGGCGGGUCAAGUCUUGUCAUCUUCUAAAGAUUUUCUCCGCAUUCCUGUCAAGUUAAGUCAUGUUUCUGAAACUCUGGAUCUCCACGCUUUGAUUGACUCCGGCGCUGAACAGAAUCUUAUAGAUCACAGCCUAGUUACUCGCCUGUCCCUGCCUACAGAGUCCCUUCCUUCCCCUAUUAGAGCCGCUGGGUUGGGGGGUCAACACCUUUCGGUGAUUACUCACCGUACGGAACCGGUGUUAUUAAUUACUUCUGGUAAUCAUAGAGAACUCGCCCGGUUCUUCGUAACUCAAACCCCCCAGAACCCCAUUAUUCUGGGGUACUCUUGGCUUCGUCACCACAACCCGCAAUUUGAUUGGGUCCAUCGUCGUAUUGUUGGUUGGAGCGAGUUCUGCCUCGCUAACUGUUUGCAAUCCGCUGUUCCACCCGCUAAUUCUGCCUCCGUUAAAUCUCCUGAGGAGAUCGAUCUGUCUAACGUGCCUAGUUGCUACCACGAUCUUCACACCGUUUUCAGCAAAGUUAAGGCUGGUGCCUUACCUCCCCACCGGCCUUACGACUGUUCAAUCACCUUAUUGGACGGCGCUCCUCUCCCUAAAAGUAGGCUGUUCAAUCUCUCUGGCCCCGAGAAAGCCGCUAUGGAGGUUUACAUUCAAGAGGCACUUUCCUCGGGGCACAUUCGUCCUUCUUCCUCCCCUGUCGGUGCAGGGGUUUUUUUUGUCGAGAAGAAGGACAAAACCCUCCGACCGUGCGUAGAUUAUCGAGAACUAAAUCAGAUCACGGUAAAAGACAAGUAUUCCCUUCCGCUCAUCAGCUCUGUCUUUGACUCGAUUCAGGAGGCCCGUAUCUUUUCCAAGCUUGACCUACGAAAUGCUUAUCAUCUCGUACGGGUCAAGGAGGGUGAUGAAUGGAAAACCGCUUUCAAAACUCCUCUCGGUCAUUAUGAGUAUCUCGUCAUGCCAUUCGGGUUAACAAACGCUCCUGCCGUGUUCCAGUGCCUCAUAAACGACGUUCUACGGGACUUUAUCGACCGCUUCGUUUUUGUCUACCUUGACGACAUACUGAUCUACUCUAAACAUCCUGAUCAACACAGAAACCACGUUCGUCAGGUACUCCAACGAUUGUCUGAAAAUCAGCUUUUUGUCAAAGCCGAAAAAUGUCUGUUUCAUUCCACCGUCGUCCCCUUCUUAGGGUACAUCUUCGAGGCAGGUAGCAUUCGACCCGACCCCGCUAAAAUCGAGGCUGUCUCCAAGUGGGAACCCCCUACCACGCGUAAGAAACUUCAGCAAUUUUUAGGGUUCGCUAAUUUCUAUAGGCGGUUUAUUAGAAAUUACAGCUCCAUCGCGGCUCCCCUCACGCGACUCACUUCCACUGUUCGGGCCUACCAAUGGAACUCGGAUGCCCAAGAAGCUUUUGACACUCUCAAGAACCUCUUCGUUACAGCCCCCAUACUAAUACAACCCGACCCAGCUAGACAAUUCGUGGUCGAGGUUGACGCCUCCGACUCAGGCGUCGGGGCAGUAUUAUCUCAGCGGGAAGAGUCCUCCAACAAAUUGAAGCCCUGCGCUUUCUUUUCUAAGAAACUGACCCCUGCUGAGCGCAACUAUGAUGUGGGCAACCGUGAACUUCUCGCAUCUGGCAUCAGACCAAGGCUGCUCUGCUCCAGACUAAGGAGACCAAUCGCCGUACGGCCAACCGUCAUCGUGUGGUGGGUCCUACAUAUCACCCUGGCCACCUCCCGCAAGCUCGCCCCCCGCUUCAUCGGUCCCUAUACUGUGGAAAAGGUCAUCAAUCCCACCUGUGUCCGCCUCCGCCUCCCAGCGGCUCUCAAAGUCCAUCCCACCUUUCAUGUCUCUCAGGUCAAGCCUGUCGUUGACAGCGCGCUUUGCCCGCCAUCCGCCUCCCCUCCACCCGCCCGGCUCAUCGAUGGUGCCCCGGCUUAUACGAAAAAUGAUCAAUCCAGAGUCUUACAUCUCUGGCCUACAAUUCUGAGUAUUUUUUCCACCAUCUGCCUCUGGCUGAUCCUCAACUCUCGCCUGUCUCUGACCAACGUCUGCCAGCCGCUGAAGUUGCAGUCUCUGCUCUACUGUAGACGGCUACUCAACUAUCCGGAUCCCAAGUCCCAGUUGAUUGUAGAGGCAGACGCCUCUAGGACUGGCAUCAGGGCAGUCCUAUCCCAACGCCAUGGUCAGCUGGCUAAAACAUACUCAUGUGCCUACUACUCUCGGAGGCUCACCAACGCCGAGCGCAAGGAUGACCGUGAGCUGUUGGCCAACAGCGGGAACUAUCUUCAGAGCUCUAGCAUAUCCUGGUCCUCCACUUCCCAUCAGCCUCUGCUGUCACUCCCAGGAGAGUCACAGCUGUUUUUCAUCAAAAGUUACGCCCAGCAGUAUUGA
Molecule: messenger RNA, 3436 nt
Organism: Oryzias latipes (Japanese medaka)
Lineage: Eukaryota; Metazoa; Chordata; Actinopteri; Beloniformes; Adrianichthyidae
Source: RefSeq, a predicted model, not a curated record